Messenger RNA from Cavia porcellus (domestic guinea pig), 1167 nucleotides. It is a transcript of the gene P2rx4, whose product is annotated as purinergic receptor P2X 4. Gene Ontology annotation, cellular component: plasma membrane; nuclear inner membrane. Gene Ontology annotation, molecular function: purinergic nucleotide receptor activity; extracellularly ATP-gated monoatomic cation channel activity; ATP binding. The record is from RefSeq and is marked validated. Lineage: Eukaryota; Metazoa; Chordata; Mammalia; Rodentia; Caviidae. Gene Ontology annotation, biological process: response to ATP; calcium ion transmembrane transport.
AUGGCGGGCUGCUGCGGCGCGCUGCGGGCCUUCCUGUUCGAGUACGACACGCCGCGCAUCGUGCUCAUCCGCAGCCGUAAAGUGGGGCUCAUGAACCGCGCCGUGCAGCUGCUCAUCCUGGCCUACGUCAUCGGGUGGGUGUUCCUGUGGGAGAAAGGCUACCAGGAGAAGGACUCUGUGGUCAGCUCCGUUACGACCAAAGCCAAAGGCGUGGCCCAGACCAACACUUCUCAGCUUGGAUUCCGGAUCUGGGAUGUGGCCGAUUAUGUGAUCCCUGCUCAGGAGGAAAACUCACUCUUCAUCAUGACCAACAUGAUCAUCACCGUGAAUCAGACCCAGGGCACCUGCCCCGAGAUUCCCGAUAAGACCACCGUGUGUGAAUCUGAUGCCAACUGCACAGCGGGCUCCUCAGGCACCCACAGCAAUGGGGUCCAGACUGGAAGAUGUGUUCCGUUCAACGGGUCCGUGAAGACCUGCGAGGUGGCGUCCUGGUGCCCUGUGGAAGAUGACUCGCGGGUGCCACGACCUGCUUUUUUAAAGGCUGCCGAAAACUUCACACUCUUGGUAAAGAAUAAUAUCUGGUACCCUAAGUUCAACUUCAGCAAGAGGAACAUCCUGCCCAACAUCUCCACCGCCUACCUCAAGUCCUGCGUGUAUGAUGCGCACACCGACCCCUUCUGCCCCAUCUUCCGGCUGGGCCAAGUGGUGGAGAGCGCGGGCCACAGCUUCCAGGACAUGGCCGUGGAGGGUGGCAUCAUGGGCAUCCAGGUGAAAUGGGACUGCAACCUGGACCGGGCUGCCUCCCUCUGCCUGCCCCGCUACUCCUUCCGGCGACUGGACACGCGGGACGCUGACCACAAUGUGUCCCCCGGCUACAAUUUCAGGUUCGCCAAGUACUACAGGGACCUCGCCGGCCAGGAGCAGCGCACGCUCAUCAAGGCCUACGGCAUCCGCUUCGACGUCAUCGUGUUUGGAAAGGCUGGGAAAUUUGACGUCAUCCCCACCAUGAUCAACGUGGGCUCGGGGCUGGCGCUGCUGGGCGUGGCGACAGUGCUGUGUGACAUCAUUGUCCUCUACUGCAUGAAGAAGAGGUUCUACUAUCGGGAGAAGAAGUACAAGUUCGUCGAAGAUUACGAGCAGGGUCUUGCUGGGGACACGGAACAGUGA